Argiope bruennichi is the source of this 1055-nucleotide messenger RNA. RefSeq lists its product as uncharacterized. The record is from RefSeq and is a predicted model, not a curated record. Lineage: Eukaryota; Metazoa; Arthropoda; Arachnida; Araneae; Araneidae. The transcript has 3 exons. The coding region runs from base 71 to 751 and encodes 226 amino acids.
CGGUAGGAUAAUGCAUGCAGCGAAAGUAUCUGUACUUUAACAAAACCCUAGACGAAAAAGGAUAAACAUAAUGAGGGGUUUUGUUACAUUCUAUUUAGAAGGGAAAGGAUUUCUAAUUCUUUGCUUGCUUCUGAGCUUGAUUACAGAAAUAUUCAGCUUGCGAUGUUACGAAUGCUUUUGGAGUCGAGAAAAAGUUGACCGCGAUGAGUAUGAGAAAAAAUAUUUGGCGCGAAAAUCUCUGAAGUAUCCGAUGGUCGAAGAACCCAUACUGGACAGCGAUACCCACCCAUCGACGGCUGAAGAUCUGAAAAAGUGCAAAAAACGAAACUGUCCCGACUCGCAUUGGUGCUUGACCUGGAGCUAUAUCUCAAAUGCAGGCCUUUCACCGCUGGACGUAUCAGAGCUUGAAGGAGGACGUCUUCGAGGAGGAGUCUUAUCUCUCUUCCAGACAGAAGUUGGCUGCCAUUUUCUUCCAGAUCUUCGCCAAGACACUUUGGUUUGCUGUUGCUUUUUACGCCGCUUAUCCAAGUUUGUCGCCGCUCCAACCAGUAUCGCAAAGGCAUUUUGGAGUUCAUUCAUAGAUUUAUUAUUAUCAUUAUCAGAAACUUUCAUAACAGCUGCUUUUGCUUCGAUGUCUUUUAAGGAUUCACUCGAUUUCUGCGAAUUGACUAUGGAGCCAGCGUUGUCCGAAAGUGUAGUAUCAGUUUCAGCAUCCAUUCGAAUUAGAAGAUCUCAGUUCACCCCAGUUUGAAUAAUAAAUUAUACAGAAAUUUUGACGUAAAAUAAUUGAGCAAAUGAUAAAAUGAAAUUGUUAUUAUGCAACCAGAAACUUUGCUUUUGCUUAAAUUAAUGCUCAUUAUUUAUCUUUUAAUCCAAAACCUCGCGACUUGUAAUAUUUGAACUAAUACGGUUGCUUUCAUCAGAAAUGCACUUGAAAAACUGUUGAUUGCUUUAUACAAGUCUUGUGUAUUAAUAAACGUCGCACUUGAGCUGUAUGUAAAGAUUAUUGUGACAGUUGAAAGAUUAUUGUGAUGAUCAUUUUAUUCACAUUCAAA